UUUCUUCGCUGUCAAAAAUAUGCAAAAAAAUGUCCUUGUUCGAUCAUCGCCACUCUGUAUCAUAAAUUUUAAUAGAACAAUUAUUAACUCGCACUUAAAACGUUCUCGUUGAUUCUGAAGAUGCUCGCGACAAACGGAAAUCGUGGAGUUACGGGUACGUUAAAGAAAAUUGGCGGUAACGAUUGGACGUGAUGAGCUUCUAACCCAACAAGUAGAAAACAGUCCCCCUUCAUAGACAGCCUUUUCCCCUUGAUGCGUUUCGGCUCCUCAUUGUCCUACGACAAUUUCGCGUACGACGUACUGAGGGCCUCGUCCGCAGGUAAUAACAACAAUAUAAACAACAAGUGUAUCAACACAAAUGUCCCCCGAUCCGGCCCCACCAUCCAGUAGUCUCGCCAGCAGUGAAUCCCUGUCAAAAAUGGCCAGGGAACCUGUUGUGAGAAAAUGGGAAUUAUUCUCUGGAAGAAAUCGGUUUUAUUGUAAUGGUCGCAUUAUGACUGCACCACAUUCUGGAGUUUUUUUAUUAACAGUGUUUUUAAUUACUGGGACAAGUAUUUUAUUCUUUAUUUUUGACUGCCCUUAUUUAGCAGAAAAUGUAACAAUUUUCAUUCCAAUAAUUGGAGCGGUACUCUUCCUUUUCACAAUGUCCGCCCUCCUGAGAACGUCCCUAACAGAUCCGGGAAUCAUCCCCCGGGCUACUCAAGAUGAAGCUGCUUAUGUUGAAAAGCAAAUAGAAGUUACAAAUUCCGCCAAUAGUCCAACUUAUAGGCCCCCACCAAGAGCUAAAGAGGUUCUUAUAAAAGGUCAAACUGUUAAACUAAAAUAUUGCUUUACAUGCAAGAUUUUUCGACCACCUAGAGCUUCACACUGCAGUCUCUGUGAUAAUUGCGUGGAUCGAUUUGAUCAUCAUUGUCCAUGGGUUGGAAAUUGCGUAGGUAGAAGAAAUUAUCGGUUUUUCUACAUGUUCAUAGUGUCAUUAGCAUUUCUUGCUGUGUUCAUAUUCGCGUGUGCCAUCGCUCACCUAAUUCUAAUUACAAAAGAUGAUAAACAAUUUUUGGAUGCCGUAAGGGAAUCGCCGUCUAGUUUAAUCGUGGGAAUAGUGUGUUUCUUCAGUGUUUGGAGCAUCUUGGGUCUUGCCGGAUUUCAUACCUACCUUACUACAAGUAAUCAAACCACGAAUGAAGAUAUAAAGGGGUCGUUCACCGGAAAAAGCGGCCAAGAAAGCUUCAAUCCGUACUCUCAAGGGAAUGUGUGUUUAAAUUGUUUUUAUAUCUUGUGUGGACCGGUUACUCCAUCGUUAAUCGAUCGGAGAGGUGUUGUUACAGAGGAAUAUCGACGAGAAAUUGGAAAAAAGAUUGUUACAAUUGAACCAACAAAUGUUAUUCAACCAAGUUUUCCGCCGCAAACUAAUUUGAAUGGAAACCCACUUCAUCAAGUACCGGAAAUGUAUCGUCAAACGGCGGAAAAUCCAGAUAGUAACACCGGAAGUGUGACACAUUUAGUAAGUAACGAACAACCAAUCGGAGUUACAGCCCCAACGAUAGCUAAAUUAGAUGAUCAACAGUACACUUCACAACCUUGUUUAACUCAAAGUGGAGGUGGGGGCGUGGGUGCCCCCGUUUACAGUAACAUUAUGGGACGAAAUCAGCAUCACCACCCCGGUUUAAUAAGUAAAAGUCACAGUUAUUCCCAUAAUUUAAACGGGGAUCGGCAAAUGAUCCAUCGCGUUGAAGAUUUACAUUUAGAUUUAGUGGAAUUACGCGAGAGCCACAUCGCUUCGGCUGCGGUGGCCGCUCUUAACGAAAAGACGAGAAACGAAAAAGAAGUUGUUAAACUCGAUAAUGAUUUAACAGCGCAAGAUAAGGAAAAUUUAAUGUUGAGUUCCAGUCGGUUAAGAUUAUUGCAGGACACGACGAUGAUUGAAAGUGCGUUAGAUUUAGAUUCGUUGGACGAUUCGAGUAUUGGCACGAAUCAAAGUCAGGCAGGUUUAAUGAAAGUUAGUGUAUAACAAAAAUGUAAAAAAAGUAAUUUAAAAUGGAGAGAAAGAAGUUUGAGAAAUGAGUAAGUUGUGAUAUUUUUUGUGGUUAUCUUUUUAAGUUGAUUUUUUUUCCAAAAAUGGGUUUGUAAUAAAGACAAUCACGGUUUCGGCAUAGAAAAAAGGUAAUUUUCAAUUAAAAAUAGGUUAUUUAAACAUUAUUGGUGCUUUUAGUUUGUUUACAUGAACACUUUUUAUUAACAAACAUCACAAAUUUAAUUAUUUUGUUAAAACAUGACAGCACGAAAGCUUUAAAAGGAUACGAAAUUUAUCUCAAAAGGAAUAUAAUAAUGUUCAGUACUAAACAUUUCGAGAAAAUAAAAAUUUUUUUAAUUAAAAGUAAAAGAAAAAUAUUUGUUUGCAACAACUAAUUUGCAAUGACCAUUGUGCAAUACUCCUCUAAUAAUAAAAAGAAAAGAUUUAUUUAAUAAAUAAAGUCCUAAAACCACCCAACUUGAAAAAAAAAGAAUAAAAGCAACAAGUACCUCUACGAAGUCAAUAUUAUUAUCUAAAUAUUUAACUUGUGUAAAAAGUUGUAUAUUUUUACAAAAAAAUAUAUAUAUAUUUAUGUCGCGUUAAAUUUAAGGCUCGUUUUUAAUCGCGUUUUUAUUGCGUUUCGAUUUAAUAAUCGUUUUUUAAGCAAACGUUUUCUCUAUCCUUAAAAUGUCGUUAAUUACGUGUGUAUUUUAUUUUUUUUUUAUUGUAAAUAAUGGUCGUUAUAUAUAUUUUUUUAGUUGUUCUUAUCAAGAAAAUCGUUUGACAAUAAUCGUUAAAAUAGAAAGUAAAAUCGUUUUUUUUAAAUCCUUUUAUAUACGGAUUGUAUGUUAUUUUGUAAAUAUUGUGGCGAUUUUUCGAAAAAAAAAAACGGAAACAUCGGAGUUUAAAAGAAAAAACAAAAUUAGUGAUAAUAAUUUGUAGGAUUUGUACAUAGAUGUUCAUUUUUAAUUUUCUUAUUAUGAGAAAGCAAAAUAGUACUACUAUAUCUAUAUUUAUAUACAAAUUAAAAAGGAAUUAAAUUAAUUAAUUUAAAAAUAAAAAAGAGAUAAAAUAAAAACUCAAACUGUGUAUACUGUAUAGAAAACAUUGUGCUUCGUAUACAUGUGAUGUUAGCAAUAUACUAAGAACUGAAGUUUUAACGAAAAAAAUUGUAUUGUGACCUAUUUUUUAUGUUUGUAUUUAGGUUUUCAUUAAAAACUCAUAAA
Messenger RNA from Onthophagus taurus, 3237 nucleotides. It is a transcript of the gene app, whose product is annotated as Palmitoyltransferase app. Gene Ontology annotation, cellular component: endoplasmic reticulum; Golgi apparatus. Gene Ontology annotation, molecular function: protein-cysteine S-palmitoyltransferase activity. Lineage: Eukaryota; Metazoa; Arthropoda; Insecta; Coleoptera; Scarabaeidae. Gene Ontology annotation, biological process: protein targeting to membrane; peptidyl-L-cysteine S-palmitoylation. The record is from RefSeq and is a predicted model, not a curated record.